This is a messenger RNA of Molossus molossus (Pallas's mastiff bat), 4151 nucleotides long. It is a transcript of the gene EIF5B, whose product is annotated as eukaryotic translation initiation factor 5B. Gene Ontology annotation, molecular function: GTPase activity; translation initiation factor activity; GTP binding. NCBI's taxonomy places the organism in Eukaryota, Metazoa, Chordata, Mammalia, Chiroptera, Molossidae. The record is from RefSeq and is a predicted model, not a curated record. The transcript is spliced from 24 exons. Bases 167 to 3823 code for a protein of 1218 amino acids.
ACACCAUAUGUGCCCUGUCCCAGUGCGCGGGUCUGUGGAGAGCCGGGUGCGAGAGGCGGCAGCGCGGGCGGGACGGAGCCGAACGGAGACCGAAAUCAGCCGGUGGACAGUGGAUCUGUGAGAGACCGAAUAGAAGGGUUGGGGCCACGAGUGCCGCUGUCACGCGAUGGGGAAGAAGCAGAAAAACAAGAGCGAGGACAGUGCCAAGGAUGACAUUGAUCUUGAUGCCUUGGCUGCAGAAAUAGAAGGAGCUGGUGCUGCCAAGGAACAGGAGCCUCAAAAGUCCAAGGGGAAGAAGAAAAAGGAGAAAAAAAGGCAAGACUUUGAUGAAGAUGAUAUUCUGAAAGAACUGGAAGAAUUGUCUUGGGAGGCUCAAGGCAUCAAAGCUGACAGAGAAAGUGCUGCAGUAAAGCCAACAGACAAUAAUGAAGAAGAACCCACCUCAAAGCAAGAUAAAAAAAAGAAAGGACAGAAAGGCAAAAAACAAAGUUUUGAUGAUAAUGAUAGUGAAGAAUUAGAAGAUAAGGAUUCCAAAUCAAAAAAGACUGCAAAACUGAAAGUGGAAAUGUACUCUGGGAGUGAUGAUGAUGAUGAUUUUAAAAAACUUUCUCAAAAAGCUAAAGGGAAAGCUCAAAAAUCAAAUAAAAGGUUGGAUGGGUCAGAAGAGGAUGAGGAUAACAGUAAGAGAAUUAAAGAUCGUUCCAGAGUAAAUUCUUCAGGGGAAAGUGAUGCUGAAUCAGAUGAAUUUUUGCAGUCUAGAAAAGGACAGAAAAAAAAUCAGAAGAAUAAGCCAUGUUCUACUGUAGAGAGUGGGAAUGAAGAUGAAGACUCCUCUUUCAAAAUUAAGACAGUGGCCCAAAAGAAGGCAGAAAAGAAAGAGCGAGAAAGAAAAAAGCGAGACGAAGAAAAGGCAAAAGUACGGAAGCUGAAAGAAAAAGAAGAAUUGGAAACUGGUAAAAAGGAUCAGAGUAAACAAAAAGAACCCCCCAAAAAAUCUGAAGAGGAAACUGUAAAAUCCAAGACGACUUUUGAUACUGGAGCAGCCCCUGCCUCUGACGAGAAAGGAGAGGUACCCAUAGCCGUCGAAGAUGACAAUGAAGGAGACAAAAAGAAAAAAGAUAAGAAGAAAAAGAAAAUAGAAAAGGAGGACAAAGAGAAAGAGAAGAAAAAAGGACCUAGCAAAGCCACAGUUAAAGCUAUGCAGGAAGCUCUGGCUAAGCUUAAGGAAGAAGAAGAGAGACAGAAGCGAGAAGAGGAAGAGCGAAUAAAGCGGCUGGAAGAAUUGGAAGCCAAGCGUAAAGAAGAGGAAAGAUUGGAACAAGAAAAAAGAGAAAAGAAGAAGCAAAAAGAAAAAGAAAGAAAAGAACGCUUGAAAAAAGAAGGGAAACUUUUAACUAAAUCUCAGAGAGAAGCCAGAGCCAGAGCUGAAGCUACCCUUAAACUUCUACAAGCUCAGGGAGUUGAAGUGCCAUCAAAAGACUCUUUGCCAAAGAAAAGGCCAAUUUAUGAAGAUAAAAAGAAGAAAAAAUCUCCACAGCAGCUAGAAAAUAAAGAAGUGUCUGAGCCAAUAGAAUUAAGUGCUGCUAUAGAAGUUGUGGAACAAGGAGUACCAGAAAAAGAAGAGUCACCACCUCCUGUUGAACCAGAAGAGGAAGAAGAAACUGAGGAUGCUGGACUGGAUGACUGGGAAGCUAUGGUCAGUGAUGAGGAGAGAGAAAAAGAAGGGAACACAGUGCAUAUAGAAGUAAAAGAAAACCCUGAAGAGGAGGAAGAGGAAGAAGAAGAGGAAGAAGAGGAGAGUGAAGAGGAUGAGGAAGAUGAAGGAGAAAGUGAAGGCAGUGAAGGUGAAGAAGAUGAGGAAAAGAUGUCAGAUGAGAAAGAUUCAGAGAAAACAUUAGAUAAAAAGCCAAGUAAAGAAAUAAGCUCAGAAUCUGAAUAUGACUCGGAUGAUGAUAGAACUAAAGAAGAAAGGGCUUAUGACAAAGCAAAACGGAGGAUUGAGAAACGACGACUUGAACAUAGUAAAAAUGUAAAUACAGAAAAGCUAAGAGCCCCUGUUAUUUGUGUACUUGGACAUGUGGACACAGGGAAGACAAAAAUUCUAGAUAAGCUCCGUCACACACAUGUACAAGAUGGUGAAGCAGGUGGUAUCACACAGCAAAUAGGUGCCACCAAUGUUCCCCUUGAAGCUAUUAAUGAACAGACUAAGAUGAUUAAAAAUUUUGACAGGGAGAACUUACGGAUUCCAGGAAUGCUGAUUAUUGACACCCCUGGGCAUGAGUCUUUCAGUAAUCUGAGAAACAGAGGCAGCUCUCUUUGUGAUAUUGCCAUUUUAGUUGUUGAUAUUAUGCAUGGUUUGGAGCCCCAGACAAUUGAAUCUAUCAACCUUCUGAAAUCUAAAAAAUGUCCAUUUAUUGUUGCACUCAAUAAGAUUGAUAGGCUGUAUGAUUGGAAAAAAAGCCCUGACUCCGAUGUGGCGGCCACUUUAAAGAAACAGAAAAAGAACACAAAAGAUGAAUUUGAGGAGCGAGCAAAGGCUAUUAUAGUGGAAUUUGCACAGCAGGGUUUGAAUGCGGCUUUGUUUUAUGAGAAUAAAGAUCCCCGCACUUUUGUGUCCUUGGUACCUACCUCUGCACAUACUGGUGAUGGAAUGGGAAGUCUCAUCUAUCUGCUUGUCGAGUUAACGCAGACCAUGCUGAGCAAGAGACUGGCACACUGUGAAGAGCUGAGAGCACAGGUGAUGGAGGUUAAGGCUCUCCCAGGAAUGGGCACCACUAUAGAUGUAAUAUUGAUCAAUGGGCGUUUGAAGGAAGGAGAUACAAUUAUUGUUCCUGGAGUAGAAGGGCCUAUUGUGACUCAGAUCCGAGGCCUCCUGCUGCCUCCACCGAUGAAGGAGUUACGCGUGAAGAACCAGUAUGAAAAGCACAAAGAAGUAGAAGCAGCUCAGGGGGUAAAGAUUCUUGGCAAAGACCUGGAGAAAACAUUGGCUGGUUUACCCCUCCUGGUGGCAUAUAAAGAGGAUGAAAUCCCGGUGCUUAAAGAUGAAUUGAUCCAUGAGUUAAAGCAGACACUAAAUGCUAUCAAAUUAGAAGAAAAAGGAGUUUAUGUCCAGGCAUCUACACUGGGCUCUUUGGAAGCUCUACUGGAAUUUCUGAGAACAUCAGAAGUGCCCUAUGCAGGAAUCAACAUUGGUCCAGUCCAUAAAAAAGACGUUAUGAAGGCUUCAGUGAUGUUGGAACAUGAUCCUCAGUACGCCGUCAUUCUGGCCUUUGAUGUGAGAAUCGAACGGGAUGCACAAGAAAUGGCUGAUAGUUUAGGAGUUAGAAUUUUUAGUGCAGAAAUUAUUUAUCAUUUAUUUGAUGCCUUUACAAAAUAUAGACAAGACUACAAGAAACAGAAACAAGAAGAGUUUAAGCACAUAGCGGUAUUUCCCUGCAAGAUGAAAAUCCUCCCUCAGUAUAUUUUCAAUUCUCGAGAUCCAAUAGUGAUGGGUGUGACUGUGGAAGCAGGUCAGGUGAAACAAGGGACCCCCAUGUGUGUCCCUAGCAAAAAUUUUGUUGACAUUGGAAUAGUAACAAGUAUUGAGAUAAACCAUAAACAAGUGGAUGUUGCAAAAAAAGGACAAGAAGUCUGUGUCAAAAUAGAACCCAUCCCUGGUGAAUCUCCCAAAAUGUAUGGGAGACAUUUUGAAGCUACAGAUAUUCUCGUCAGUAAGAUCAGCCGGCAGUCCAUCGAUGCUCUGAAAGACUGGUUCAGAGACGAGAUGCAGAAGAGUGACUGGCAGCUUAUUGUGGAGCUGAAGAAAGUAUUUGAAAUCAUCUAAUUUUUCCACAUGGAGCAAGAAUUGGAGUAAAUGCAAGAAAAAAAAAAGAUUAAAAAAGUGGAACGGAAGGAAAAAAAUAGAUGUAUAAAAUGUUUUCCAUGAGAAACCAAGAAACUUACACUGGUUUGACAGUGGUCGAAUAUGUGUCCCCACAGCUCCAACGUGCCUGUCCACUCGCCCGCUCCUUCCCAGCCCCUCUCCUCGCUGCUGUUUCCAACUCUGCCCUUUCCCCUAAAUUUGGGUUUUUAUUACAGAUCUAAAGCUCUUUCAAUUUUAUACUGAUUAAAUCAGUACUGCAGUAUUUGAUUACCAAGCUUCUGCAGAUUUU